GUGGCGAUGGGGGUGAUCAUGGGGUCGCUGUUCCGCAGCGUGGGGAGGGACAUGGCGGGGCUGCAGAGCCACUUUGCUGUGCUCGGCUUCACCAUCGCCCUCGUCUUCUACAACUCCCUCGACGCCCUCCCGCUCUUCUACCUCGAGCGAACCAUCUUCACGCGAGAGACGUCACGAGGCGCGUACCGCACGGCGCCCUACGUGGCGGCCACCACGCUCACCACGCUGCCGCUCUUCCUCCUCCUCUCCCUCGCCCUCGCCGCGCCACUCUACUGGAUGGUGGGCCUCGCGCCCUCCGCCUCCGCCUUCACCGUCUUCAUCGCCACGCUCUGCCUGGCCUUUGCGCUCGCCAACGCGUUUGUGACGCUGCUGUCGGCGCUGCUGCCGUCGCACAUGGUGGCGGCCACGGUCGCCAGCAGCGCCUUCUCCUUCUUCCUCCUCUUCAGCGGCUUCUUCUUCUCCAA
Messenger RNA from Closterium sp. Naga37s-1, 464 nucleotides. The record is from the annotation of a GenBank genome assembly. Lineage: Eukaryota; Viridiplantae; Streptophyta; Zygnematophyceae; Desmidiales; Closteriaceae.